Schistosoma rodhaini is the source of this 3819-nucleotide messenger RNA. NCBI's taxonomy places the organism in Eukaryota, Metazoa, Platyhelminthes, Trematoda, Strigeidida, Schistosomatidae. The record is from the annotation of a GenBank genome assembly.
UUUUCAACCUAUCAUAAUCAUAGUAACCACAGCAUAGAAACUUGUCUGAUUGAGAACAAAUAAAUAUACUGGUAAAUAUAAUCGUGUUUUCAGUAAAGUUCAAAUCAUUACUCAAUCUUUAAAAGCAGUUAGCAACUAAAUUAUCCUUCAAUAGUUUACCCUUUAUCAUUAUUAUUAAAAAAAGUUAUUCACAUAUCCAAGAUAAAGAGAUUUCAUAAACAUUCCAAUAUUAUUCACUGAUAAAUUUCAACUGACUUUAUAAUUACAUGAUAAGAAAUGUCCAUGUAUAAAAGUAAUAAUUCUGUGGUCAAAAAUGCUGAUAUGUCGAAUGAAAUGCAAAAACUUGCUCUUUCUAUUGGAUAUGAUUCAGUUCGAAAAUAUGAAUUAGAAAAAGAUAUAGCUGAUCAUUUAAAAAAAGAGUUUGAUCAAAAAUAUGGUCCAACAUGGCAUUGUAUAGUGGGUAGGAAUUUUGGCAGGUAAGUCUUUAGUUUUUAUUGUUUUUAUUGAAACAGAUAUAUUUUGAUUGACUUCUAAUCAUUAAACUGAUCUUAUCUAGGCCACUGUUAAAAGCUAGGAAGUACUGGACAGCAGUUUCGUCCUACUAUGAAAUUCUUCAGUAGUGUAUAAUCACGGUUACUCUACAGUAAAUCAAAUUCAGGAUCUUUGGUGUCACGCAUGAACGCUUGUUUUUUUAGAUGAAUGAUGUCUAAAUUUAAUUCAUUCGUGAUCAUCAACAUCAGUGCACGAUCAUCUUCCAUCGUAUAUUGUAGAUACUUAACCAGAGAAGUUCAACCACUUCGAUUAUGAAACAGUUAUCCACCACGGGCAAUGGAAGAUGGUCUCAUAAUAUUGUGAAUUAAUUGGAAUUACAAUUGUACACCAUCGGUUGCACAAAGAUUUUGGUUUUUGAACAUGAAACUUAAGGUCCUGUGUUUGAUUCACUAUUAUGAGGUAGUGGAGACGCACGGCUGAAUCUCAUGCUUGAACAAAAUAGCUGUCUAAAGCUUUUCGGUUUUCGAUAAUGGUCUAACCAAUAUCUGUUCACGGUCUAAAGUUUAAGAAACCUCUAAAACUCCAUGAAACCCCAUACUGAUAAUAUAAAAAUUUAAUGAAGUAUUGGGUAAAUUCAGUUAUUAUUGAAAUGAAGAAGAUGAUUUGUAGCUCAUGUGGAUGACAUUUUGACAUUGUGUAAACUGAGCUGUAAGGUUAAGAUAAAAAGUAUGACAAUCAAAAUAAUUAUACAUACAAAGACAUGAUAUUGUUUAACUACAACCAUUUGACACUAAAGUUGACAGAAUAUGCUGAUAGUCAUAUGCAGAGAUAUUUGAUUCCCUCACUUUUUAUGAGGUAUUUGUUGAUUAUAUUGUCUAGUAGGACAAUAAACCACCCAGCUUAAGGAAUGCAACUUCACCUGAAACUUAUCGUGGUCACAGACGUUAUUUAAAGUUAGAAUAGAUCAUAGUUUCUUUAUUUGAUCGAAAACCCCAAAUUAUUAGAAAUAAGCAAGUUCAAUAAGAUUAUAUCAGCUCACAACCUUAGAUGUUAAUGUGUAUAUUAACUACAAGUAAUCAUAGAUAAUUGUUUCCUUGGAACUGCUACUAAUACUGGUACUACUACUACUACGACUAUUGCGAUUACUAGAGUAACAUGAAACGAAAUAUUAUUACACAGAAGAGAUACAUGAGUUUCACCUAAUUCUGCUCGGAUGUGAACUCAAUGCUCCUAAAAUCUUAUUACUUUUUUUACAAUAUAAAGAGUCCUUGAUUAGCAUUUAAAGCAUGACGAGAUUUCAGUACGAUUGCAGGAAGCUUACUGAAUGUUUGCAUAUUCAAAAAAUUUGGUAAGUGGGUUAAUGGGAUUGGGAAUCUUUAUUGACUCAGCUGGCUGAGACAUGUGUUACGUACAAGCAAUCACCACCUACAUCGACGUUUAAUGCAGGUUAGAGUAGAAUUACGUUGUAGAAAAGCUUAGUGAGACCAAACUAUGACAUGACAUAUAUCUACAUAAUUGCCAGUUGUUUGUCUGAGUUGUAUAUGUUGAAUCCACACUAUUUGAAUGGAUUCCACCGAAUAAACGUAACCAGUGUCUGGAGACGUUUGGCGACAUAGUAAAGAGUCACUCACAGUGUUCAGAUAGAUUUAUUCUUUAUCUCACUUCAUAUGUUAAUAGAUGUGUUAUAUCCCCUGGUGAAUUAUGAAUGGUAACUCUAAGGACUAUUUAUCGACCAAUGUAUUAUGCCUAUUUCCUAUUGUGCAAUUGUUACGUAACUGGACUAUUCAUAUUCGUGUUUCCCUUAUCAUUAGCUUUAUUUUGACCUUGACUUAUUAUCAUACGAUUCUUGAGUUAUAAUCAGUUUAUUGAUUACUUUGGUUUGUAUAAAACCUCAGUGUGUUUGUAAAUAAUGAUUUACAAACGUUCGACAUUGAUAAAGAUAUUGUUAGUUCUUACGGAUAAUGUUGUCUGAAGGGCUUCAGUUGAGAAUCAUUGUCAUACUACCGAAUCAUCCAAAUGAGGCAAUUCCUUUCCUUUACAGCUUAGAAGUUUCAAGUUUAUUUAACUACCCAUAUUUAAAUACACUUUCUUCAGCGAAAUAUAUGUGAGAUAUAUGGAAACAAAAACUAUCAGAUUCUAUCGUCUUCAGAGUCUUUUUAAGUCAAUUGUACAUAUCAACAAAUUUUAUCUAUUUGGAUCCUUAUAAAAGAUGCUAGUGGUACAUCGCUUAUAGUGGUUCAAAUAAGAAUAAUGACUCUUGCUGUAGCCAAGAAUAAGGAUUUAAAUUUCUUAAGUUCCUCUAAGGAACAAUGUGGAUUACAAUUGUCAGAAGAAAUUAUCAUCUUAAGUAUAGAUUGGGCAAAGUCAAUUAAAACUAUAACACUGACUGCAAAUUAAUAACAUUGGUCCUGUAAAGUGGUUAUGUGGCUAUACUGUAGUGAGUAAGAACUCUAGUGAAGAAAACCAAUCUAUUGUAACAACUAUAAUUACACAAUGUCUUUAAAAAAAAUGAAAAUCACACAAUAAAUACAUUAUUUACAGAUCUUCCUUUAGUUGAUCUUUAUGUACUCCAUGAUUCUUUCAAUUCUGUUGUUAUUCUAAUUGUUCUCUGUUUCUUUUCCUCUUUUCUUUAAUUCAAUAUUCUUCUGGCAAACAUUUUACUUUUGAUUUCUGCUACACAAUACUUAAAUCUGUCAGCAUAUGUGACGAACACCACAGUAUUAUUAAACUGGAAGUUUUAUUUUCUAGAUUAGACUUGAAGCAAUAAAACAGUCCGUUCAAAAUAAUGCUCUUACAUAUCAGAUGUUUACGUACUGAAAACGUAAUUUUAAAGCAGAAAUACAACUACAUGCCAUUUCGUAAUUGUUGCUAUCUAGUAGAGCAUUUUGUUUCAUCUCAAUUGUGUAUUUGUUACAAAUCAUGUUCUAAAUUCAAAAAUGGUUAUUUGAUACUGUUUAAACAAAGUAAAGAGAAGUAUUAACAGUACUAACCCAUCUCGUCAUUCAUGAAACUACGGUUUUUUGUAUUGAGAAUCACAUCACUAUACUUCAUAAAACGGUUUUCAUAAUCUGAAUACCAUAUAAAUACUUAUCAUAAAACCUGAUGUAACGAUUCGUUUACAAUGGUGUUAAUGUCUAACUUCAACUAAUCCAUGAAAUUGAGCGACACAUCUACCAUUGUCUUCAAUGGGUUACUAUCUCACUUCAAUUGACUCAUUAUCUCAACUAUUGAAAUUACUAUAAUAUUCAAAAAAAACCCUUCUGAUAUUAAUCAACAUAUGCUCACUAGUGACUGGCUUCAACGGGUAUUUCCUGGAGUUCUAGUGAG